UCAACGUCCAUUUCUAGAUAUGCCUAAAUUAAUAGACCUACAAGCUCUCAAUGGAGUUAAUAUGGGUCGUGUUUUACAAACCAAUAAAUCUUGUGCUAAUAUUUUUAACCAUAUUGCUAAUGAAAUGAGGAUUACAAUUUCCAAGGAUAUUAUUGAAAACAAUAGAAAAUUAUGUAUUGUAGUCGAUGAGUCAACUACGUUGAGCAAAAGAACAAUGUUAGUGAUUUGCCUAAGAUGUGCUAAUGGUGAUUCUCAAAACAUUAAUAUUUUUUUUUUUGAUAUUAUUGAGUUAAAUUGUACUUCAGCUGAAUCAAUUAAAACUGCUAUAAUUAAUAAUUUGUCAAAACAUGGAAUCAAAUUAGAUUUUUUAAAACAACAUUUAGUUGGAUUUAUUAGUGAUGGAGCUUCUAACAUGCUGGGAAGAAAAGCUGGAGUUGGUGUUUUACUACAAAACAUUUUUCCUGAAAUCAUUAUUUGGCACUGUUGUAAUCAUCGAUUGGAACUUGCAGUAAGUGAUACUAUUAAAGAAGUGCAAGGUCUUAAUCACUUCCAAUGUUUUUUUGAAAAACUUUAUUCUUUGUAUCAUCUAUCUCCCAAAAAUAUGUCUGAACUUAAUGCAUGUGCUGCAUCUUUAGAAAGCAGAAUUUUAAGUAUAGGUAAGAUAUUUACUAUUCGGUGGGUAGCAUCCAGCUUUAGAACAGUACGUGCAGUAUGGAAUAACUAUGUUGCUCUCCAUAAACAUUUUCAGGAAUCUUCCAUUGAUAAUAAAAGAGAUGGAAAAGAAAAGUCUAAAUACUCAGGUCUAAUUAAUAUGUUAACAUCAAAGGACUUUGUGUUCAAUUUAGGUAUGUUAUAUGAUGUAUUAAAUGAAUUAUCUGAUUUGUCAACACAACUACAAAAAAGAGAUUUAGGUUUGGCAAAAGCUCAUACUAUGAUUGAUCGAACAAUUAGAAUUUUGGAUAGUAUGAUUGAAAUACAUGGACCCAAACUAAUAGAAGUUAAUUUAGCAAUUGAAGAAAUGGUUUUUAAAGGCAUCCAACUUCAUAUCCACAAAAGCGUGCAAAAGAUUAAUUCCAGUCAGUUUUUCAGAAGUAUUUCAAAUAAUCUAAAAAAUCGAUUAUUUACUACUCAGUCAUCACAUGUUUCAAAUGCAUCAUCUAACUUGUUUAAAGAAACUUAUGAUCAAUUUUUAGCUGAUUUAAAUGUAUUUGAUUCAAAUAGUUGGCCAGAUAAUUUUGAUAUUCAGUAUGGUGAUGUUAGCAUUCGUCGCUUGUCACAAAAAUUCAAAGUUGAUGAAAUUAGUGCUGUUAGAGGUUUUCGUGAAUUUAAAGAUACUCGGGAUGAAAAUUUAGAAGACCUCAAAAAUUUGACCUCUGCGAUUAAAACAAUUGCAAUAUCUUCAUCAGAAUGCGAACGGGCCUUCAGUUCUAUGAAUGAGAUAGUGUCUCCAAAAAGGAAUACUUUAAGUUCUGAACAUAUUUCAUCAUUAAUAUUCAUAAAUGCUGUUGGUCCCCCAGUUGAAAAAAUAAGUACAACAAAAUGGAUUGAAUCUUGGAUAAAAAAGGAAAUAGACUUGCAACUGAAGAAAACUGUCCUAAAAGAAUAA
Molecule: messenger RNA, 1606 nt
Organism: Sipha flava (yellow sugarcane aphid)
Lineage: Eukaryota; Metazoa; Arthropoda; Insecta; Hemiptera; Aphididae
Product: E3 SUMO-protein ligase KIAA1586-like
Exons: 1
Coding region: 20-1606 (528 amino acids)
Molecular function (GO): protein dimerization activity
Source: RefSeq, a predicted model, not a curated record